AUGGCUCUCCAGUACUUGAAUCUGUCAAACAACAAAUUGACAGGAUCAAUUCCAGAUGCCCUUUCACAAUUACCUUCAUUGACGGUUGUAGAUUUGUCGGGAAAUCAGCUCAGUGGUUCAAUUCCCUUUGGACUCCUCAAAAGAGUUCAAGAUGGCUCCCUCAAUCUUAGAUAUGACAACAAUCCAAACAUUUGCACAACUGACAAUUCAUGCCAGUCCGCACCUAAAAGGAACAACAAGCUGGCUAUCUAUAUUGCUGUCCCUUUAGUUGUGGUUGUGGUGAUGGUAUCAUUGGCUGUACUUCUGUUUUUCUUGGUAAGACAAAGUCAACAAGUAAAUGGUGGCCGUGGGGACAGUUCAUUGCAACUUGAGAACCGGCGGUUCACCUACAAACAACUUGAUACGAUAACAAGGGGAUUCAAGCGGAUUCUUGGUCGGGGAGGUUUCGGGAUUGUCUAUCAUGGAUUCCUGGAAGAUGAUACUCAGGUAGCAGUGAAAUUGCGGUCUCGUACUUCUAAGCAAAAUGUCAGCGUGUUCCUCGCAGAGGCUCAGAUUUUGACACAGACUCAUCAUAAGAAUCUUGUCUCUAUGAUUGGUUAUUGUAAGGAUGGAAAGGACAUGGCACUUGUAUACGAGUACAUGUCAGAAGGAACACUACAAGAGCAUAUUACAGGAAGAGACGACAAUGGAGAAGGUUUACUGGACUGGAGAAAGAGGCUUCAAAUUGCACUUGAAUCCGCCAAAGGGUUUGAGUAA
This is a messenger RNA of Triticum turgidum subsp. durum (durum wheat), 756 nucleotides long. NCBI's taxonomy places the organism in Eukaryota, Viridiplantae, Streptophyta, Magnoliopsida, Poales, Poaceae. The record is from the annotation of a GenBank genome assembly.